Geosmithia morbida is the source of this 2046-nucleotide messenger RNA. RefSeq names its product MFS transporter, UMF1 family. The record is from RefSeq and is a predicted model, not a curated record. The transcript has 2 exons. Gene Ontology annotation, biological process: amino acid transmembrane export from vacuole. Bases 1 to 2046 code for a protein of 681 amino acids. Lineage: Eukaryota; Fungi; Ascomycota; Sordariomycetes; Hypocreales; Bionectriaceae.
AUGAACUUUCAGGACCCAAGGCCUUCUCUACGGGGCACAAGGCAUUGGUCCGGUCGUUCCGUUCUAUCACGACGCUCCCUUCGCUCCUUCACCACCUCGUCAUUCGAGGCCGACGACGAACGAUCAUCCACCGAAGGCGGACCUUACGACGACGAAGACUACUCUCGCUUCUAUUACGGCAUGAGCUCCUCUCGCAGCAGCAGUACCGCGCCUGCGGGUGAAGCUCGACAUCGUCAUCACCAGCCAUCGACCGUCGCUCUCUAUCCUGGCUACGAUGGCCGUCCGACCAGUCGCAAAGAGCUCGCCGGAUGGUUCAUGUAUUCUUUUGCCGCCGAGACCUAUGUGAUCUGUGGAAUUGGCUCCUUCAUCCCCAUCCUCCUCGAGAGCCUUGCCCGCGAAAACGGCGUCUUGUAUUCCAACCCGGAUGUGCCUUGCGGAUCGAGCGAUAGCAAAAAUCAGGAUGACGGUGGCCAAUGCGUCGUCUUCAUCCUCGGAAUCCCCGUCAACACGGCUAGCUUCGCCAUGUACACCUUUUCCGUCAGCGUGCUCCUGCAGGCCUUGCUGGUUGUGAGCAUCAGCUGCGCCGCCGACCAUGGCAACUACCGCAAGAAGCUUCUGCUGGCCUUUGCCUGGCUGGGUAGCUUGUCCGUCAUGGGCUACAUAUUCGUCACCAAGGAGACGUACCUUCUCGGCGCCAUCCUCACCAUCAUCUCCAACACGUCGUUCGGCGCCUCAUUCGUCCUCCUCAACUCGUUCCUGCCCCUGCUCGUGCGCAACCACCCGGAUGUCAUUGCUGCCCGCAACCCGCGUACACCCGAUCUGGCCGACUCGAUGCUCGAAUCCAGACCCCUCGAGGACUCGACCGGGAGCCUCGACGUCGACAGAGCUGACGCCACGUCCCCCCUGCUGCCCGAUGAGUCGCUGCAGGCCUCCCAGUCGCGUCUGGGCAGCAAAGCCUCGCCCACCGAAGUCACGUCCAAGGAGCUGGAGCUGUCAACGUCCAUGUCAUCCAAGGGCGUGGGCAUCGGCUACAGCGCUGCCCUCUUCCUGCAGUGCAUCGCCAUCGGCGUCCUCGUCGUCAUGCAGAACACGACGUGGUCCCAGCGCGUCGUCCUCUUCACCGUCGGCCUGUGGUGGACCGUCUUCACCAUACCUGCCGCCUUGUGGCUCCGCCCGAGACCCGGCCCGCCGCUGACGGAUGAGCACAAGGGCCGUCUCUCAGGCUUGGCAUACCUCGUAUUCGCGUGGAAGUCUCUGUACCGCACCGUCAGGCUCGCGCGCCGGCUCGUCGAUAUCACGCUCUUCCUGGCCAGCUGGUUCCUGCUCUCCGACGCCGUCGCCACCACGUCGUCGACGGCCAUCCUCUUCGCCAAGACGACGCUGCACAUGCGUCCCUGGGCUCUGGGUAUGAUCAAUGUCAUCACCACCAUGUGCGGCGUCAUCGGCGCCUUUGGCUGGUCUUGGUUCUCGCGCACCUUUGGCCUGCAGCCCCACCACACCAUCCUCGUCUGCAUCGCCCUCUUCGAGCUCAUCCCGCUCUACGGCCUGAUGGGCUACCUGCCCUUUGUCAAGGAGUGGGGCGUCCUCGGCCUCCAGCAGCCGUGGGAGAUGUACCCCCUCGCCGGCAUCUUCGGGCUCGUCAUGGGCGGCCUGGGCAGCUACUGUCGCUCCCUGUACGGCGAGCUGAUUCCCCCCGGCUCCGAGGCUGCCUUCUAUGCCCUGUACGCCAUCACCGACAAGGGGUCCAGCGUCUUCGGCCCCACCAUAGUGGCCGCCAUCAUCGACAGGUCGGGCAGCAUCCGACCGGCGUUCUGGUUCCUCGCCGCCCUAGUCGGGCUCCCUGCGCCGCUCGUCUGGUUCAUCGACGUCGAGCGCGGCAGGCGCGAGGGCGAGAGGCUGGCUACCAAGAUUGAGUGUCUCGAUGGGCCUAUGGGUUAUGGCGCCGUCGACCAGGCGAUGACCGACGAGGACGGCACGGUCGCCAGCUACACUGACCAGACCGAGCAUGACCGAGUCACACCCCGUGCAACCGCCCAGGAUCGUUGA